Molecule: messenger RNA, 3236 nt
Organism: Klebsormidium nitens
Lineage: Eukaryota; Viridiplantae; Streptophyta; Klebsormidiophyceae; Klebsormidiales; Klebsormidiaceae
Source: the annotation of a GenBank genome assembly
AUGGCGCUGAAGCAGGCAACCCGGUCCGCCACAGUGGCUUUCAGCCCCACUGCACCUUUCAUUGCUGCGGGGACGAUGGCUGGGGCUUUCGACAUGUCCUUUAGCACUACUGCGUGCAUGGAAAUAUUCAAGCUGGACUUCUCAACCCCGGACUUUGAUCUGCCUCUGAUUGGGACCGCUCCCGCUUCUGAGCGGUUGCACAGAUUAUCGUGGGGUACCACUGGGAUUGAUAGUCAAUCGCUGCCUUACGGCAUGAUUGCGGGGGGUCAGUCCGAUGGUUCCGUGGCCCUGUGGAACCCUGCUAAGCUCAUCAAAGGAGGGGACGGUGCUGGAGAUGAGGUUGGGGAUGCUCUCAUUGGAAAAUUGGAUAAGCACAAAGGGUCGGUGAAGGGGUUGGAGUUCAAUACAUCCAACCCCAACUUGCUAGCCACAGGCGGUGAGGACGGAGAGUUGAACAUCUGGGAUCUUGCCAAGCCUGCGCAGCCCACGCUCUUCCCGUCUUUAAAGAGUGCAUCUGGCCCUCUUGGAGAGAUUUCAUACCUUGCCUGGAACAGAAAGGUCCCAAACAUCCUUGCAUCAACCUCUUACAACGGGACUUCAGUGGUCUGGGAUCUGAAGAAGCAGAAGUCUGUGAUCAGCUUUGCAGACCCCACAAGCAGGCGUCGUUGCUCUGCUCUUCAAUGGAAUCCUGAAGUGGCCACGCAGUUGGUCGUCGCCUCUGAUGAAGAUCGGUCCCCAGGGUUGCAAGUCUGGGAUCUGCGCAACUCAGUUUCACCCCUCAAGGAGCUGCAGGCGCAUUCUAGGGGGGUUUUGGCAAUGGCUUGGUGCCCCAGCGACAGCGGACUACUCCUUACGUGUGGAAAGGACAAUCGAACCUUGUGCUGGGACAUUAAUACAGGAGAGGUGCUCUAUGAGCUCCCAGCCAGCACCAACUGGAACUUCGACGUACAAUGGUCAGCACGGAUUCCAGGGCUUCUUUCAACGUCUUCUUUUGAUGGGAAGGUGCAGAUCUACAAUAUCGAGUCAUGCGGGGCAACAUCGGCGCUGGAGGAAGCUGGAUUUGGACAACAGGACGGGACAGCGCAGCCAUCGUUCAAGAGAGCGCCAAAGUGGUUGAGGCGGCCUGCAGGCGUCAGCUUUGGAUUUGGAGGAAAGCUGGUGACGUUCGGUCCUAAGAAAGCAACUAAUGACCCAGAGAUCACUGUCCGCAGCAUCAACACGGAUGGAGACCUUGCAAAGCGGUCCGAAGAGUUCGAGACCUCAGUCAAGGGGGCUGAGAAAGAGGGCAUGAAACAGUACUGCGAGGGCAAGGCGGCAUCAGCCACGAGCGAGGACGAGAAGGAGACCUGGAGCUUCCUGAGCGUCCUCUUCGGAGACGACCCCCGCCGCCAGCUUCUCAAGCACCUCAACUUCGAGCCCGCGCCCCCUGCAAGCGCAGCCGCCCCCACCGCUGAAGACCCCAGCACAGCUGCAGCUGCUGCCACCAACGGCGUUCAGGACUUGAGCUUGGACGCUGCAAAAGCGCAGACCGACACUUUGGCUGCUAUGGCGGUUGAAGAAAACGGGGAGAACGCGGACGGGUUGAAGGAGCCCGAGGAGGAGGACUUCUUCGAGAAGCUGCCGUCGACCCCGCCUGCUGACACGAAAGUGGUGGAGACGGUUCGGGCUCCGGAGGUAGCGGAGCACCACGUGGAGGACAAGCACGUGGCCGAGGACGACCCGUCGGAAAACGCAGUGCAGCGCGCGCUGGUGGUGGGCAACUACCAGGCUGCGGUGGACGUGUGCCUGAAGGCGGGAAGGCUGGCAGACGCACUGCUGCUUGCGUCGGUGGCGGGAAGCGACCUGUGGCAGUCGACCCAGACCGAGUACCUGAAGAGGGUCAAGCGCCCGUACACCAAGAUCAUCGCGGCCGUUGUCAGCAGUGACUGGCGGUCCCUGGUUGCCGAGCGGCCCCUGAGCCUUUGGAAGGAGACCCUGGCCCUCAUCUGCACCUACUCGGCCCAGGGCGACGAGUGCACCGCGCUCUGCGGGCAACUGGCCGCCAAACUGGCCGCCCGGCGGGACCAGGAGUUCCAGCAGGCUGCAACGCUGUGCUACAUGAUCGCUGGCGACAUCGAGAAGGCGGCGGCGCAGUGGUCCAAGGACCUGAAGAAGGUGGCCGGGAGCACCGAGGCGGGGCCCCCAGUGGACGCUAUUCAGGACGUGAUGGAGAAGGUGGUCGUUCUCGGCCUCGCCACUGGGCGCAAGAAGGUGUCGGCCUCACUCGCCCCUCUAGUUGGCACCUAUGCGGAGCUCCUCGUAAACCAGGGCCGGUUGGCCACGGCCAUGGAGUACCUCGCGCUGAUUCCUCCGGACGAGUCGGACGUCCGGCUCAAAGUCCUGCGGGACCGCAUCUACCGCAGCGGCCAGAUCGCGCCCGAGUCCGUCGAGGCGCCCGAGUUUCCCUUCGAGGGGGAGAGCGUCUCGGCCCCCGGUGUCGCAGCUCCGGCCAAUCCACAAGCGACAGCUGGCACCCAGGCGUACUAUGCACCCCAGCCCACGCAGCCGCAGCAGAGUCAAGCGUACCAGGGGGCUCAGUAUCAGCAGCAGACAGCCCCCCUGAACCCGUACGCACCAACGGCAAACCCAUAUGCUCCGGUCCCAGUAGCCCCAACGCAACAAAGUUGGCAGCAGUACAACGUUCAGAGUGCUCCACCUGCGCCUCCGCCAAGCGUGCCACCUUUCAACCCGGCAGGUCAUGUGGAGCAGCGGACUCAGCCCGGGUUCCAACCAGUGCAGCAACCCGCCCCCUUCGUGCCUAAGUACACCCCCCCUCCGACGAACAUGCCCCCCCCCUUCGUUCCCCAACAGCCCGAGGCCCCCUUGGCAGCCCCCCCACAGCGCCCGCCCCCGAGCUUCCAACCGAAAUCGUUCGAGGCCCCGAACCUCCCAAACCCUGCAGCAGCACAGGGGGCCCAGCCAGCAUACGGACACCAACCCCCCCAGCCUUUCAUGCAACCGGGGGUGCAGCAGCCGGCCCAGUCAUUCAGGCCGCCUCAGCAGUUCAUGCAGCCGACCCCGUCGGUCGUCGGCCCGCCCCCGGCCCCGGUAUGGACGCCCGGUGGCGCUAGCAAUUUUGCCCCCCCGCCGGCGGUUGCUCCGGCCACCCCCCCUCGCCGCCGUACUCAACUACCCACGACGUACCGCCGCCCCCCCGGGUUUACCUCCCCGUUUCCAAACCCCGGACCCCAACCCCC